UCUGCCUUUCCUCAACAUUCUGUCCUCUCUCUCUCCUUUCUUCAUUCAUAAAAAUGGAGGUUCCAAGAGCUUCAUUUGUAGCCAUGACCAUUGUCGCUCUCAUCUUCGCCGUUGUUUUCCCUGCCGCUGUGGCUGAUUCCACUGCUCCUGCUCCAGCUCCGGCUCCCACCAGUGACGGGACAUCAAUAGAUCAAGGGAUAGCAUAUGUGCUAAUGCUGGUGGCUCUGGUGCUCACAUACCUCAUUCACUGAAUUUAUUUAUGGACAUCUCAAUAUUUUAAAUCCCCUGCAAAGUUGUUCUGAGAGAGAGAGAAAGUAUGAAUAGUGAUUGGCUUGUUAAUAGGAGGUGUUUUCAUUUAUUAGGGAGGAAAAGGAGGUGAAUUGAAUUCUUCUGUAGGUGGGGUUUUGUUGGUGUUGCACAUUUUGAUUAUAGGGUAUUUUGAUUGUAGGGGCUCAUUCCAUUCUUUAUUGGUGUCAACACUUGCUCUUAUUUAGUUAUUUUUUUUUUUAAUAAUUUUUUUUUAUUUUUAAAAGUAAACACUCACAAUCAUUAUCCACAUGUCCAAAAUCAUCCCAUUGGACUAGAGACUAUCUGGGGUUAAUGUUUUCCUUUUGCAUGUUUUUUAUUAUUAAUAAAAAUUAAAGCUAGUUACAAAAUAUAU
Cornus florida is the source of this 661-nucleotide messenger RNA. Its product is annotated as arabinogalactan protein 41-like. The transcript has 2 exons. NCBI's taxonomy places the organism in Eukaryota, Viridiplantae, Streptophyta, Magnoliopsida, Cornales, Cornaceae. The coding region runs from base 54 to 251 and encodes 65 amino acids. The record is from RefSeq and is a predicted model, not a curated record.